Molecule: messenger RNA, 2010 nt
Organism: Micromonas pusilla CCMP1545
Lineage: Eukaryota; Viridiplantae; Chlorophyta; Mamiellophyceae; Mamiellales; Mamiellaceae
Exons: 2
Coding region: 1-2010 (669 amino acids)
Source: RefSeq, a predicted model, not a curated record
AUGACGUCCUCCGUGAUCGCGGUCAAGUCCGCGAUGAAGAUGAAGCAGUCCGCGUCGAAGAACCGCGGGAACAUCGUGUGGAACGAGACCCUCGAGGUGCGUCUCGGGACGACGCGACGCGCGACGGAUCUUUCGAAUAAUAUUCUCCGGAGGACGCGAUCCCUCGAAAACGACGACAGAUCCCCCGAACCGAACGCCAUCCGACCCCUUCCUCCCCCCCGCCCCCGCGUCGUCGCGCCGCAGGAAACGCGCCUGUACGACAACGAGAACCGCGUCGUGGUCCCCCUGACGCUCGCGUUCCCCUCCCCGGAGGCGAAGAACGCGCCCGCGGCCAAGGCUGCCGCGGCCGCGCGUCGACGCGCCUCCUCCGAGAACAAAAUCGCGCCGAGACCGUGGCGAACGAAGAACGACCCGAAGACGAAGACGACGACGACGACGCCCUCGCCCUCGCCCGCGCGCGCGCGCUCGCCGCUGUCGCCGGUGUCCUCGAACGACUCCCCAGCCCCGAGCGCGUCCGAGGCGUCCGUCAACACCGUCGACGCGGGGUCGACGCCGGGGACGUCGCUGACGAUCGACGCCGAUAAGCGCCGGCGACGACGCCGCAGAGCGUCCGCGUCCGCGUCGAAAAAAAUCCCAGCCGCCGACGCGACGCCGACGUCGCGGCUCGCCGUCGUCGAGGGGACCGGCGCCGACCCCGCGGUGAUCGAGGUCGCGCCGCCGCGCCCGAGAGACCGCGACGCCGUGGACGCGUCGCUGGGGGAGGACGGUAACGGGAACGACGCGACGACGACGGCGACGGACGCGACGGCGGCGGCGCAAAUAAUUUCUCCGCGCGCGGCGCACGCGUGGCUGCGGCAGCUCGCGAGUCUGUCGAAGUCUCCAGCAGCGCCUCCAGCGGCGGCGGCGGCGGUCGCGGAGGAGGAAGAAGAAGACGUCCCCAGCGCGAAGACGCCGGGUGGCGGCGAGUUUGGCGGGUGGGUCAGCGCGCCGCCGGUUUCGGCGCCGGCGACUGAAGACGCCGUCGCGACGACGCCCGGUUUUUUGCGAGCGCGGAGCCCGGCCACGCUCGCGCGCGUUAUCGAAGCCGCCGCGACGACGCCGACGCCGGAACCGCUCGCGGACCUGUCCCCCGUGAUGGCGAUCGAGAAGAAGAUCGAGAGCGCCGGGGCCGAGUCGACGUCGUCGCCCCCGGAGCGCGCCGCCGCCGCGAAAGCCGCCGCGAACGCGAUGCUCGCCUCCGCGGUGACCCUCGCGCCUACCCCUCCUUGGGUCCUGUGCGCGCCGCCUUUGACGUCGCCGAUCGCGUCGUCGCCGUUCCCGGAGACGUCGCGUCGCCUCUGCGCGAUGAUGACCCCGAGGGCCGUCAGGAUCAUCUCGCUGGCGCUCUCCGUGGCGUUGGCGUCGUCCGUCGUCGUCGCGCUCUGCGUCGGCGUCGCGUCGGGUCUCGGUUCGUCGUGGUCUUGGGGUUCGUCGUCGGAAACGCUCGACGCGCGAGCGUUUCACAUCGACGGCGCGUCGUUCAUCGGCGCGCCGGGGCUCGUGGACGUCGUGCGCGUCGUGUGCGCGCUCGCGCGCGUCCUCGCGCGCGUCGUCCUCGGAUACGGCGCGGCGCCGGCGGCGCCGGCGGCGGAUGACGGCGUAUCCCCGGCGGGCUUGGCGAUUCUGUUCGGGUUCGUCGCCGUCGGCGCGGCGGCGGCGACGACGGCGACGGCGACGCGUCUUCGAGACCGAUGCGACGCGUGCGUGAGCGCGAUCGAGACGGUGCUCGCGAAGAUGAACGCGGUCGAGGCUGUGGACGCGCCGGACGCGGACGCGGCGACGGCGGCGGCGGCGGAGGAGGACGCGAACGUCUCGCCGUUCGGCGUCGUCGCGGAGAUGAAGCGCGUCAUGUUCCCCGCGGGCGAGCACGCGAACGCGAGUCCGAGCGCGGUGAUGCUCAGCCGCGCGAAACGGAUGAUGCGCAUCGCGCACAAGCCCGCGUCCAGGGCGGAGGGCGCGCAGCAGACGUGA